Molecule: messenger RNA, 595 nt
Organism: Synchiropus splendidus (mandarinfish)
Lineage: Eukaryota; Metazoa; Chordata; Actinopteri; Syngnathiformes; Callionymidae
Product: histone H2B 1/2
Exons: 1
Coding region: 1-375 (124 amino acids)
Cellular component (GO): nucleosome
Molecular function (GO): DNA binding; structural constituent of chromatin; protein heterodimerization activity
Source: RefSeq, a predicted model, not a curated record
AUGCCUGAACCAGCGAAGUCUGCGCCCAAGAAGGGCUCCAAGAAAGCCGUGACCAAGACCGCCGGCAAAGGAGGCAAAAAGAAGAAGAGGACCAGGAAGGAGAGCUAUGCCAUCUACGUGUACAAGGUGCUCAAGCAGGUCCAUCCCGACACCGGCAUCUCGUCUAAGGCUAUGAGCAUCAUGAAUUCGUUCGUCAACGACAUCUUCGAGCGCAUCGCCGGAGAAGCGUCUCGCCUGGCUCACUACAACAAGCGCUCCACCAUCUCUUCCCGGGAGAUCCAGACCGCUGUGCGCCUGCUCCUCCCUGGUGAGCUGGCCAAGCACGCCGUGUCCGAGGGAACAAAGGCCGUCACCAAGUACACCAGCUCCAAGUAAAACGGUCCUCGUCCUUCUCUUCCCAACGGCUCUUUUCAGAGCCACCCACUGCAUUUGACGAGCUUGUCGUUCUCCCAUGUUCACGAGUAACUACUUUGACUAAGUGUCUGAGGUUCUUACACAGAAAGGCGUUGAUUCACACAUUCUGCACUGGACUUGGACCUGGUCUUGGUGUGUUCCCUCUACUAGCUGCCAGCAGCUACUUCGAAAACGGAACAUA